CUCAUUCCGCCCUGUGCAGCAUAAAAAGGGAACAGUGGCUGGGCCGUGCACCACAUUCUCUCUCCUCAUCCCAGGCAGGCAGACUCGCUCUCAGCAGCCAUGUCCUUCUCCAGAUCUAGCAUGUCCUACAGCAGCAGCGGUGGUGGAGGCGGAGGUGGCACCAUGUCCAUGAGGUCUGGAGGUGGAGGUGGAAUGGGUAUGGGCUCCUCCCGCUUCUCCUCGAUGGGUGGUGGUGGUGGAGGUGGAGGAGGCCGAGUCACUGCCAUGAGGGCCGGCAGUGUGUAUGGAGGUGCAGGAGGCUCUGGGGUGCGCAUCUCUAGCUCCUCGUUCGGUUCCGGUGGCGGAGGUGGUGGUUAUGGUUUCGGAAUGGGAGGGGGUGGCGGCGGCGGUUGCGGUUAUGGUUUCGGCAUAGGAGGGGGUGGUGGCGGCAUGGGAGGGGUUGGCGGCGGCGGUGGAAGUUAUGGUUUCGGCAUGGGUGGGGGUGGUGGUGGCGGCGGUGGAGCCGACAUUAAUGUGUCGGCCAAUGAGAAGGCCACAAUGCAGAACCUGAACGACCGCCUGUCCACCUACUUGGAGAAGGUGCGCUUGUUGGAGGCGGCCAACGGCGAGCUGGAGCUGAAGAUCCGUCAGUUCCUUGAGAUCAAGACGUCCCCCAGUGCUCGCGACUACUCUGGCUUCUACGCUACUAUCGCCGACCUUCAGGACAAGAUCCAGGCUGCCACCUGCUUGAACGGAAGCAUCUAUCUGAACAUCGACAACGCAAAGCUCGCUGCAGACGACUUCAGAAACAAGUAUGAGAACGAGCUGGCCAUGCGUCAGUCAGUGGAGGCGGACAUCGCCGGGAUGAAGAGGAUGCUGGAUGAGAUGGCCAUGGCCAGAUCUGACCUGGAGAUGCAGAUUGAGGGACUGAAGGAGGAGCUCAUCUAUCUCAAGAAGAACCAUGAGGAGGAGCUGCUGGCCAUGAGGACUCAGAUGACUGGACAGAUCAACGUGGAGGUGGACGCAGCACCACAGGAGGACCUGUCCAGAGUUAUGGCUGAGAUCCGUGAGCAGUACGAGGCCGGUAGUGCCAAGAACCAGCGCGACCUGGAGGCCUGGUUCCAGACCAAGACAGAGACGUUGAACCAGGAGGUGGCGUCCAGCACAGAGGUUCUCCAGACCUCCAAGUCAGAGAUUUCGGACAUCCGUCGUACACUGCAGGGCCUGGAAGCCGAACUGCAGUCACAGCUCACCAUGAAAGGCUCCCUGGAGAACACGCUGGCGGAGACGGAGGGCCGUUACUCCAUGCAGCUGGGUCGCCUCCAGAACCAAGUGACCAGUCUGGAGGAGCAGCUAGUGUCUCUCCGCAGCGACAUGGAACGCCAGGGCCAGGAGUACAAGAUGCUGCUGGACAUCAAGACACGCCUGGAGAUGGAGAUUGCUGAGUACAGGAGGCUGCUGGACGGAGAGGCUAGCAGCCUCGGCCUCAGCUCCUCGAAAUCUGGCCACAGCUCCUCCAGCUCCCACAUCAGCUCUUCUAGCUCCGGCCUCAACUCCGGCCUCAACUCCGGCCUCAGCUCCUCUGGCUCCGUCCUCAGCUCCUCCACCAAAGGCAAUGUGGUGAUCACCGAAGCGGAAAUAGUGGACGGCAAGGUUGUCUCCUCAAGUGAAACCAAACACGCUUCUUAAGGUCCCACACACACAGCGAGCACUGCAGCAAGCAAUGGGUUAACCUCAUAGAAAUAUAAUUACUAGAAUGGGUAUAGGAAAUGAGAGGCCAGUACAUGGAAUAUUACUGCUCCACAUUGCUUUGUUCAUGCAACCUAAAAUACAACGUUUCAAUUUAUACAAAGUCUUCGUCAGAUGAAAAAUCCCUAUUUUCGUUAUCUGUGUAAUUUCUUUAGGCCAGUUCUGAUUAACUCUAGUUUAAGAUGUGCAUAACAUCCUCCAAUACUUUCUAGAAUGGCUAAAGCCCCUCAGACACCCAUCAUGGAACAUUGACUUGAAUGGGGAAUUAUUUUCUGGUAAUUCUAUUUCUAUGGUUAACACCUCCAGAACAACAUAUUCUACUACAUCUGGAUGGGACACCAACAACAGACCCCAUUGUGAAUACAAUAAAGAGGCUCUGACUUGCUGACUUCA
Molecule: messenger RNA, 2121 nt
Organism: Oncorhynchus mykiss (rainbow trout)
Lineage: Eukaryota; Metazoa; Chordata; Actinopteri; Salmoniformes; Salmonidae
Product: keratin, type I cytoskeletal 13
Cellular component (GO): cytoskeleton
Molecular function (GO): structural molecule activity
Source: RefSeq, a predicted model, not a curated record